This is a messenger RNA of Danaus chrysippus (African queen), 405 nucleotides long. Lineage: Eukaryota; Metazoa; Arthropoda; Insecta; Lepidoptera; Nymphalidae. The record is from the annotation of a GenBank genome assembly.
AUGAAAUUCCUAGUCCUUCUCGCCGUUGUGGCUUACGCCGCCGCUGAGGGCGUCAAAUAUGACGAAUCUGCUGCCAGCAUCGUCAGAUCCUCCUUCGACAGCAGCCCUGAAGGAAACUCUUUCAGCUACGGCUUCGAAAGCAACAACGGCAUCAAAGCUCAAGCUGAUGGUGUUGUAAAGAACCCCAACGGUGAGAACCCCGCUCUUGAAGUUAAGGGAUCAGUCAACUACAACUCUCCCGAUGGAACUCCCGUUGAAUUGGUUUACGUAGCAAACGAAAACGGAUACCAGGCCUCUGGUUCUCACGUACCCGUGCCACCUCCAAUCCCAGAGCUGAUCCUCCGUAGUCUCCAAUACAUCGCCGAACACCCCGCCCCCGUUGAGCGUGUAGUCAAGAAGAACUAA